AUGCAACCAGCGUACAUCAGUCUGUUGUUCCUACCAUUUCUGCUCAACUCUUUCUAUGUCUUUGCCGGAAACAUAUGCGAUGGGGCUCAAUUUGCGGCUUUCACUAACGAUGAAAGACAGGCCCUUCUGGAUGCACACAACGACCUCAGAAAAAAUAUUGCCGACGGUAAACAAGACAGUAAGGAUGGAAAGCUGCCAUCAGCGAAGAAUAUGUAUCAACUGAAAUACAUCUGUCGAAUGGAAAAGAUGCUUCAAGCUGAACUUGACAAAUGUACUGGAAGCGCGACACUCACGAGUCAAUACGGACAGAACAUUCUUACGGCGAGACAAGAUGUUGAUGCUAUCCGCAUGAUAUCCGCCGCUACACAACAUCCACUUCUGCACAAAGUUGUUCGUUAUGGUAUACCAUUGGCAGAAAGUAGCGAAGCAUCCGCCUAG
This is a messenger RNA of Necator americanus (New World hookworm), 438 nucleotides long. RefSeq lists its product as uncharacterized. The transcript has 5 exons. Bases 1 to 438 code for a protein of 145 amino acids. The record is from RefSeq and is a predicted model, not a curated record. NCBI's taxonomy places the organism in Eukaryota, Metazoa, Nematoda, Chromadorea, Rhabditida, Ancylostomatidae.